Molecule: messenger RNA, 2848 nt
Organism: Lutra lutra (Eurasian river otter)
Lineage: Eukaryota; Metazoa; Chordata; Mammalia; Carnivora; Mustelidae
Gene: C1H21orf58
Product: chromosome 1 C21orf58 homolog
Exons: 12
Coding region: 1317-2477 (386 amino acids)
Source: RefSeq, a predicted model, not a curated record
CCCGAGCCCCGAGGCGACUAGGAGCGAGCGCGGUCGUGAGCCUUCGUCCGCGGUCCUGUUAGCGGGGAGCGAGGCGUGGCCGUGGCCCGUCCGUGCAGGUGGCAGGCGCAAGGGCGGCGGGAGCCCGCCGGGAAGAGGCCGCAGCGUCGGGGGGCGCGGCCGUCCCGCACCUGCUCUCUGCGCGCGCUCGCUGCGCCGUGCGGGGCCUCGGGCGCGCGCCUGCCUCCCGCCGGCGGCCUAGGCGCUAGGGCGGGCUCCGCGGUCCCGGUCCGCACGUCCGCGCUAGAGCAGCGCCCGGGGACCCCGCGGGAGCCGCCGCACGGGCGAACCGCACGGGCCUGUCCUCAUAGGGGCCGGGGCCGCGGGGCGCCCUAACGAGCGGCCUUCGGUGCCCUCGAGACGUGGUCGCGGUCGGCCGGCGAAGGUCGCGCCCCCCAUGACGGCGGCGGGACGCGGGCUUGGAGCAGGGCUGCCCACGGGGACCGCGGCCGGAGGGCGCGGGAGCGGGAGAGCCGCGCUGGCCUUGCCCCGGGCAUUGCUGCCGGGACGCGCCCUGGGCUCUGGGGCUCCUGCUCGCCUGUCCCCGCGCCUCUGCCUCGGCGUGUGCGGGCCGUGCGAGCCCCGCGUGCUCCCUGGUGAGACCCAACGAGGGUCACAGCGGGAGCGCCCGGGGCACCUGCGGGGCUCCGCGGGUUGAGCCUAUGCCUUCGGCUCAGGUCAUGAUCUCAGGGUCCUGGGAUCGAGCCUCGCAUCGGGCUCUGCUCAGCGGGGAGCUGCUUCCUCCCCCGCCCUCUCCCUGCUUGCGAUCUCUGUCGAAUAAAUAGAUAAAAUCUUAAAAAUAAUAAUAAUAGCGCCUCCCGCCAGCCGCGUGCAGAGCGACCCUUGCGGACCGUUGCGCAUCCCUCACGCGGCGAGUCCGUGGUCCUCGCAGCCACGACCCCCUCGGACCCCUUGGCGGAUGCUGGAAACCAACCCCAGAGAGCGCUCCUGGUCAGACCACAGCCCUGUGGCAGCUCCCGGUCUCCGCUCGCAGAAUAUGGUGAUUUAAGCCACGCGCGAGGCUCCCAAGACCCGGGCGGCCUCCCAGGAGCCGCUGCGGGCCUAGAACCCGACUCGCUGCAUCGUCACCCGCUGGGCUCCGUGGGAGGCUCCGCUGGGCACGUGCCCACGGCCUUCCCCCGCGGGCUUGGUCACUGGUCUCCCGCCGUUCCCUAGAACCCCACGGCCGCCUCCAUGGUCCUUCUCGACUGUAUCGUUGAUCUCUCCAUUUAUUUUUAACAAUUAAAAUGCCGUCCAAGUAAAUUUUUAAUGAGAUAAUGAGAUGCUCAACCCAAGGAGGAUCCGAACUCUCACUCCCUGUGUAUGAGCUGCACAGGGACUUCCACGCAGGGGGACUCCGAAAAGGGGAUAAAAAUAGCAGCUGUGGAGUGAAGAAGCACCCCGGCUGGGAGAUCGGGGUUGAGGUCCCAGUGACGAGUCAGGGGGCCGCCCGCACACGCCUAGCAACCAUCGAGGCCACGUGGUCCUCCAGGGGGACGUGGCCACGCUCCCACACGCUCUCCUCUGGCAGCAGCGGCCAGUCUCCUGGAGAUAACCUGAGACCAGGGAGGGACGGUCCUAGGAUGCUGGACUCCUCAGUGGCAGAUGCAAUGACCCGACUCACCCUGAAGCUCUUGGAGAAGAAACUGGAACAAGAGCGUGAGACUGUGGAAGGGGAUUCUGAGGACCCCCUGCUCCUAGCGGGAAAUGAGGACAGGCCGGACGCAGCCCUGCUGGAUGCUCUGAGGAGGAGGCGAGCGCUUCUGCGGAGACUCUGGGAACAGCGUCUCCUAGAGGAGGCCUCCCAGGCCCAGGCCCGGAGCGGGAUGAACAGAGGAGGAGCCCGUGGGUCCGCACUGCACCCAGAGGUGCCCCCUGUGGGCAUCUACUCCCUGCCCCCGCCAGCCCUGGAGCCCCCACAGAUUAUCCAAUGCUCAGGCCCUCAGCCUCCUGCCACCAUCAUUCAACAGCUACCCCAGCAGCCCCUCAUCGCACAGAUCCCCCCUCUCCAGGCCUUCCCCACUCAAAAAUCAGGAAGUAUUAAGGAAGACAUGGUGGAGAUGAUGCUGAUGCAGAACGCCCAGAUGCACCAGGUCCUCAUGCAGAACCUGAUGCUCCAAGCCCUGCCCUCAGCGUUUCUGCCCUCGCGGGGACCACUGGCAGCACCCCAGCAUCCCACCCCCCAGAGACAGAAGCCGCCCUCCGUGCACCACCACCACCACUACGCGCCCCCAGGCCCCCUGCAGGCCAUCCCAGCACCUGGCUCCCUGGCCGGGUACUCCACGUGGCCCACGGUGGUCUCAGCCACCACCCUCCCACCUGCCUCCAGCUUCCUGCCAGCCCUCCACCACUUGGCCGGGCCCACCUCAGCAGCCCUUAGCCCCUUCCCCAGGGUGGCAUCUGACGGCGGCCAGCCCGCGCCGGCUCCAGGCGUGUGAGCCCCCACAUGUGAACUCUGUUGCAAGGCGUCAAGCGCCCACCACCCUCUCUACCUCCUCAGAUGCUGCAGGCUCGCCGGAACGCUGGCCUGGGAAGCAGAUGGAAGCAGGUGGCUGAGGACCUGGCCUGCCGUUCAGCUCCGUCGGGGGGGCCGCCCUCAGGGAGCCUCCCAUGCCGGACAGCGGCAGGUACCCGCACGGUGUGCCCGGCACGAACGUGCUUUGUGAAAUGCGAUUAAAGGUCUAACUCAAGGGGCGCCUGGGGGGCUCAGUCCCUUAAGUGUCUGCCUUCGGCUUAGGUCAUGAUCCCAGGGUCCUAGGAUCGAGCCCUGCAUCGGGCUCCCUGCUCAGCAGGAGGCCUGCUUCUCCUC